AUGCCUACACCAUUCAAAGCAGCAGCUGUUCAUGCUGCACCCAUUUUUAUGAAUAAGGCUGCAACGACUGAAAGGGUCAUUCAAUACAUCAAAGAAGCAAAAGAAGCAUCGGUCGAGCUUCUCGUUUUUCCCGAGACAUUUAUUCCUGGUUAUCCAUAUUUCAUCAAUUGUUAUCCGAUUUAUGCUCAAUCAGCAGCACUCGCCGAAUAUAUUGAACAGUCUGUCGAGAUCUUCGGACCAGAAAUCAACAGUAUUCAAGCAGCCUGUCGUGAUUAUGGGGUGUGCAUUGUUUUGGGUAUUUCUGAGCGAAUGUCAGGCACUCAUACGUGCUUUAAUUCUCAAGUCUUCAUCGAAAAUGAUGGCACACUUCUGGGAAUUCAUCGAAAACUUCAACCAACAGGUGCUGAAAAAAUUAUUUGGGCAAACGGAGGCGGCUACACUUUGCGUACCUAUCCUUCAAAACAUGGCAUUCUUGGCGGUUUACCCUGUUGGGGUAAUGCUAUGAAUGGAGCGCGGCAAGCACUUAUCCAACAAGGCGAACAAAUUCAUGCAGGCGCAUGGCCUGCUCUAAGUGCCAUGGUUGGACUUGAAGAAUUGGCCGACGUACAGAUUGAUGCCAUGAUGAAAAAUCACGCACUAACUGGCCAAUGUUGGGUAAUAUAUGCGUCGAAUACAGUUGAUCAACUUUGUCUUGAUUGGAUGGAGACUAAAUUAGGUAAACAAGAAUUAAUCAAGAUUGGAGGUGGAAUAAGCGGAAUCCUUCAUCCUUUCAAUAUAUACCUUGCUGGACCUCACAAAGGUUUAGAACAAAAACUCGUUAUCGGUGAAAUUGAUCUUAGUCAACUUGGCGUAAUCAAAGUUUUCAUAGAUUCAGCUGGGCACUAUAGUCGACCAGAAGUUCUUCAGAACAAUAUUAAUAAUGUUCCAAUUUGGCCGGAUGAAAAAAAUAUUACAUUUCCGAUGAAAAAGGCUCCUCCUCGAGACAAGGAAUCAUCUUCCAAUAAAACCCAAGAAGGUGAUACUACAGUAAUUUCGCAUGAAUAA
Molecule: messenger RNA, 1044 nt
Organism: Rotaria sp. Silwood2
Lineage: Eukaryota; Metazoa; Rotifera; Eurotatoria; Philodinida; Philodinidae
Source: the annotation of a GenBank genome assembly